AUGGCGUUAGCUUUCGAUGAGUUCGGUCGGCCGUUUAUAAUCAUACGUGAGCAGGAGACCAAGUCGCGUGUGAAGGGUCUCGCGGCGCAGAAGGGUAACAUCCUCGCCGCCAAAUCCGUCGCGAAGAUUCUCCGCAGCUCGCUCGGGCCCAAGGGAAUGGAUAAGAUGCUUCAGAGCGGCGAUGGCGACGUCACUAUAAAUGAUCUAACGACAGACGGCAUGACUAUUCUGGAGCAGAUGGAGGUGGAGGCGCGUCGAAACCCGAUCCGUCCCCAAUGCGCUGAUGCCUUCCAAACCCAAUCCCCUGUUCCCUCUAACCCCCCCUGCACAGCGAACGACGGCGCGACGAUUCUGGAGCAGAUGGAGGUGGAGAACCGCGUGGGGCGGCUGAUGGUGGAUCUGUCCAAGAGCCAGGACUUCGAGAUCGGCGACGGCACCACCGGCGUCGUCGUCACUGCCGGCGCGCUGCUAGAACAGGUGCAUUUGUGUGCUGCUAGAGCAGUCAUGGACGUUGAUGUGAGGUGGUGCCGCGUGGGGCGGCCGAUGGUGGAUCUGUCCAAGAGCCAGGACUUCGAGAUCGGCGACGGCACCACCGGCGUCGUCGUCACCGCCGGCGCGCUGCUCGAGCAGGUGCGUGCCGGCGUACACGUGUGUGUGAGCAAGCAGGCGGAAGCUCUGCUCGACCGCGGCAUCCACCCCAUCCGCGUGGCGGAGGGGUACGAGAUGGCGUCCAAGAUCGCGGCGGCGCAUCUGGAUGCGAUCGCGGAGACGUUCGAAUUCUCCAAGGAUAACUUCGAGCCGCUCGUCGAGACGUGCAUGACCACGCUCUCGUCUAAGAUCGUUGGGCGCUGCAAGAGGCAGAUCACUGAGAUCGCGGUACAGGCAGUGGUAGCCGUAGCAAACUUGGAACGCCGGGAUGUGAAUCCGGAAUUGAUCAAGGUGGAGGCCAAGAUUGGCGGGCGGCUGGAAGAGACGGAGUUGCGCCAGAUGGCUGAGAUUGCUGUACAGGCAGUGUUGGCUGUAGCGGACUUGGAACGCCGCGACGUGAAUCUGGAGCUCAUUAAAGUGGAGGGCAAGACGGGCGGGCGGCUGGAGGAGACGGAGCUCGUCCGAGGGAUUAUCGUGGACAAGGACUUCAGCCACCCUCAGAUGCCCAAGCGGAUUGAGGACGCCAAGAUUGCGAUUCUGACGUGCCCGUUUGAGCCGCCCAAGCCCAAGACGAAGCACAAGGUGGACAUUGACACGGUGGAGAAAUACGAGCGGCUGCAGGAGUCUGAGCGGAAGUACUUUGAUGAUAUGGUGCAGCAGUGCAAGGACGCGGGCGCCACGCUGGUGAUCUGCCAGUGGGGGUUUGACGACGAGGCCAAUCAUCUGCUCAUGCACCGAGGCUUGCCUGCCGUGCGCUGGGUGGGAGGCGUGGAGCUGGAGCUCAUCGCCAUUGCCACUGGUGAGUCACGGUGGAUUGUUAUUGUGGGCCGCACGCAACCACCUGCACCGCGGCUUGGCCCUCUGGGUGAAGGGGUGGAGCUAGAGGAUCUUGUCACGAUUCUCACUGGUGAGCAGAGCAUACAUUGCGUCAUGUGGCAUACAUCACUGCUGCUCAUGCACGUCUGCGCCGCUGCAAGAUCCGCUGCACCACUGAAUCUACUUCAAUUCCCCAAAAGAAAAGGCAACUUGUCCCAUGAUCGCUCUUGGCCGAACGCCCUCGCCUCAAUCCCCCUCAUUCCCUCCCUCUCUCGCUCCCACCCCACUCGCACUCCUCCUCUCCCUCGCUCACCCUCUCUACUCCCCUCUCCCCCGCUCGACCUUCUCUCCCUCCCUCUUUACCCGUCUCCCCCCCUCUCCACCCUUCUCCCCUUCUCCCUUUGUACCCCCCUCUCCCCUUCCCCCCCUCUCUUUCCCUGCCAUUUCCUUGGUGCAGGCGGCCGCAUCGUACCUCGUUUCCAAGAGCUCACACCCGAGAAGCUGGGCAAGGUGAGGGGGGUUGUGGAAGUGUGGAGUGGUGCGCGAGAAGGCUUUUGGCACGACCAGGGAUCGUAUGCUAUGCUGUACAUUGAGGGGUGCGCCAACCCAUGCUGCCAACACACAUCGCUCGCACCACCCCUUACCAUGCUUCCACUCCGUCCCUGCUCCCCCCCCAUCCAGGCUGGUGUGGUGCGGGAGAAGGCGUUUGGAACGACCAAGGACCGCAUGCUCUACAUUGAGGGGUGCGCCAACUCACGCGCCGUCACCAUCUUCAUCCGCGGAGGCAGCAAGAUGAUGGUGGAGGAGACCAAGCGCAGCCUGCAUGAUGCCCUGUGCAGCAAGAUGAUGGUGGAGGAGACCAAGCGCAGCCUGCACGACGCCCUGUGCAGCAAGAUGAUGGUGGAGGAGACCAAGCGCAGCCUGCACGAUGCCCUGUGCAGCAAGAUGAUGGUGGAGGAGACCAAGCGCAGCCUGCACGACGCCCUGUGCAGCAAGAUGAUGGUGGAGGAGACCAAGCGCAGCCUGCACGACGCCCUGUGCAGCAAGAUGAUGGUGGAGGAGACCAAGCGCAGCCUGCACGACGCCCUGUGCAGCAAGAUGAUGGUGGAGGAGACCAAGCGCAGCCUGCACGACGCCCUGUGCAGCAAGAUGAUGGUGGAGGAGACCAAGCGCAGCCUGCACGACGCCCUGUGCAGCAAGAUGAUGGUGGAGGAGACCAAGCGCAGCCUGCACGACGCCCUGUGCAGCAAGAUGAUGGUGGAGGAGACCAAGCGCAGCCUGCACGACGCCCUGUGCAGCAAGAUGAUGGUGGAGGAGACCAAGCGCAGCCUGCACGACGCCCUGUGUGUGGCGCGCAAUCUCAUUCGAGACAACCACAUCGUGUACGGGGGAGGCUCCGCGGAGCUCACAUGCUCACUUGCGGUCGAAGCAGCAGCCGACAAGGUUCCCGGGGUGGAGCAGGUCGUUUGCAGAGACACUAGAGGCGGUGCCCAUGGUAGCCCUGUUCCCUUCUCCCGUGCCCAUUUCUUGCCUUUCUGUCCCCUUGUGGCUCUAUCACCCAUCUCCUGUCCCUCCACCCGCCAGUACGCCAUGAGGGCUUUUGCAGAGGCACUAGAGGCGGUGCCGAUGGCUCUGGCGGAGAACAGCGGCCUGCCACCCAUCGACACGGUGUCCAGCAUCAAGGCACAACAGGUCAAGGAGAACUGUCCAUACCUGGGAGUGGAUUGCAUGGAUGCAGGGACAAAUGACAUGCGCAAGCAGAAGGUAUUUGAGACGUUGAUUGGCAAGAAGCAACAGCUGUUGCUGGCUACACAGGUUGUGAAGAUGAUUCUCAAGAUUGAUGAUGUCAUCUCACCAUCCCAAUACGAGUGA
Messenger RNA from Closterium sp. NIES-65, 3336 nucleotides. Lineage: Eukaryota; Viridiplantae; Streptophyta; Zygnematophyceae; Desmidiales; Closteriaceae. The record is from the annotation of a GenBank genome assembly.